CACCUCUCUUCCCAGUUUCCCACCUCACUUCCCCCGUGUCUCUCAAAAUUUCCCCAUUUUUCAAACUCCAAUUCAAAAUUCACACACACUCACACACUAUAACUCCCCUCCCCCCCUUUUCACCUUCCCCCCACACCACUCUCUCCGAUUUCAGCUUAAACUUCUCUACCAUUCCAGAAAACAAAAAUUAAAAAUCAGAACUGGAGAAAAAGAUUGCUUUGCAAAAUUCUGAAGGUGUUUCAAUUUUGAAAAGAAGCUGAGAAGGAAGCUGUAAGCCGAGCUCUGUUUUUUCUUUUUUCGCUUUUUGGUCUGGGGAUGGUGUUGAUGAUGUUGGUGGUGAUGAGUUCCGAGACGGUGCUCUCGUGCUUAUUCCCGAAAUUUACGACCUAUUAGGAAUUUUUCUAUACGAAAUCUCCAGUCUCUUUUUUUUUUUUUUCUUUUUGUUUUUUUCCUUCCUCUCUCUCUCCUUCUGUUUCUCCUUUUUGUAUAGUAGAGAGUAUUUUCCUCCUACCUUUUUUUUUUGUCUGUGGCUUUGAAUUUUGAAAAUGGAGGCAGCAGCUCGUCACCGGAGGACUAAAAGCGCCGCAUCCAUUGAAGGAAACCUUCAGAGUCAAAGACAAAAAAGUAGUCCUAUACUGAGCUCUUAUAGCUGUGCAGCCCCUAAGGAAAAUUUGUUGCAGAACUCUGUAAAACAAGGAAGUGGCACACCUAUAAAGAAGCUACUAGCUCAAGAAAUGGUAAAAGAUAAUGAAACUCGGAAAAAACAACCAAGUGUUAUUGCUCGAUUAAUGGGUCUUGAUGGACUCCCAUCCCCACAGCCAAUCCAUAAGCAGCAGAGAAAGUUGGAGAAGAAUGUGAAGCAGACUGCCUCAACAUACCUUCCUCAGAAGGAGCAAUAUUUUGAGGAUCAACCGUCUAGGAUUGAGUCAAUUGAUCAACCAGAGUUCAAAGAUGUGUAUGAAGACAUGGAAGCUUCACAUGUCAUGAGUCAUCGUUGUUCCUCAAGAUGGACUACAAAUUCUAGGCUUUUGAAGCCAGAGAUGGCCCACUUACAGCAGAAGUUUACGAGGAAAAAAAGCCAUCCAAGUUAUGACGAGCUUAAUGGUACUCUCUCAAUUAUUGACUCAACUAAUGAGCUGCUGCUGAAAUAUCUUGAGCAUCCGGAUGUCUUGUUUUUGAAGCAUUAUCGUACUUUGCAAGAUGAUCCUUCCAGUUCUCCAUAUAGUCACAUGUCGUCAUUGGAACUAUCAAACUCUGUCGAGCAUCAAGGAUAUGCUAAAGUUCAGAGGCUGACAAGAGAUGGUGUGCACAAACAUGAUAACACCCGCAAGAAACGUGCAGAUGGUCUUCUUCUGCAGUCUCAUAAUCAUCAAGGUUCACGUAAUAGUUGGCAAUUAUCACGCAAUCAAGCGAACGUGAAAGAUGAUGUAAACCCAUCUACAACAAGAAUUGUUGUUUUGAAACCAAACAUAGGUAAGAGGGUUAAUACAACAUGUGUUCCAUCCCCAGAGUCCUCACAUGCAUCUUCCCCGACCACAAGGAAACGUCUGCAGUAUACAGGGUCUAGCAAUGGGGACACAUUAUCAUGCAGAAAAAAGAAUUCAUCCAGAAAAACAUUCUCCUCGAAUUCCACUUCCAGAGAAUGCGAAGAUGUUUCCAAGGAAAGUACUAUGGAAACAAUCAAAUAUCUCGAACCUUCCACUGGUCUUCGAGGAUAUGCUGGAGAUGAGAGUUCUUAUGAUGCCUAUGAAAGCGACUCUUCCAGUGCAUCAGAAGUGAUGAUGAUGUCUUCUAGAAAUUCUUUUGAUGGGAGUGACUGGGUCAGGCGUUCAUCUUCUGGUCCAUUUGAAUCAGUGGUGAGCAAGGAAGCUAGGAAAAGACUAUCUGAGAGAUGGAAGAUGGCCUCCAAGUUCCAAAGUUCGGAGCCUUCUGCCAAGGUUAGCACCUUAGGGGAAAUGCUGGCUGUACCUGAAAAGGACAGUGUGCAACAACAUGCUGAGGCUGGAACUGCUCUGGAUGAGUCCAGUGAAAGAUUUCUGGGCAGCAGUAAUAGUUCAGGCUGGGAUGGUCCUCGGGGUAUCAGCAGCAGAGAUGGCUGGAAGGAAGGAUACAUCAGAACUUCGUCUCGUUCAAGAUCUCUUCCGCCUUCAAUUGGGAACAGAAAUCGUAAAACACAUGGAAGGCGUGAAACAAAUGCAGGUGACUGUGUGAAGAAGGAAAAAGAUACCAGGAAAAUUAAGUCAAGGAAAGGAGAUCUCAGGAAUGAUGGUGAUAUUUCAGAAAAAGAUGAUAUCUUGAGCAAUUUUAAAUCUGACCCUUGUCUUGACAAAUUUGUGGAUAAUAGUGGCUCUUCACGAGAUGUUAGUUCCUAUCAGGUUCGAGAUGUUAAUUUUUCGCAAAGGGUUCAGCAUGAAUCGAACUUUGUUUGCACCCAAGCACCUCAUCGCACGGAUUCCUCUGGAUGCUCUAUCAGGGAUUUACCCACAAAUGUUGAACCUGAGCCGUUGCCGUUAUCUUCUGACCCCUUCACUAACUUGUAUCCCAAGCAUGGUGAUUCAUUCAUACCACCUGAUGGUUCUUCUGCUCGAAACCAAGAAGAUAUAGCUCUAGAGGAACCUGUGUUGGUAUCAGAAGCGAAGUCUGCUUCCUUUGAGAGUUGUGGGCUUGAACUAGAAUCCUAUGAAAGCUCUAAGGAGGCUGAUCAUUGUAGUCCAGUUUCUGUUUUGGAGGUUCCUUUCCCAGAGGAUGUAUCAUGCAGUCCAGAUUCCUUUGAGAUAGUUAAUGCUAAAAUCAAACAACUACGAAUUGAAUUGCAGCUCCUCAAGAUGGAGUCAGACGGUUGUACAGAUACUCCUAUGCCUCUCUCAAACAACCUAGACACCAUGCAGCGUCAACCAGGAAAGAUCUUUGAAGAGGAACAAAUUGUAGGAGAUGAUACUUGGGAAUCUUCUUACAUAGAUGACAUGCUCCUCUUUUCUGGCCUUGAGGAUUUCCACCCCAAUACAUUAAACUUGGCGUCAUGGCAUUCUCCUGAAUGUCCUAUAGGUCUAUGGGUGUAUAACAGUCUUGAGAAGAAGUACACUGAUGAGAGAACUGAGCUCAAGUUUGAAAGAAGACUGUUGUUUGACCUCGUCAAUUCCGCUCUUCUGGAAUUGUUCCAGCAGUACAUAAGCAGGUCCUAUUCAUUGCAACCUUUAAUGAUUGGAGUUCCAAAAUGGCAAAGACAUGGGAUCAAAGAACAUUUGAAGGAGAUGCUAUUUCGCCAGGAAAAUAUGAUGAACAAAGAGAAACUGGAAAUCACGCUGGAUAGGGAAAUGAACUGGUUAGGGUUCAGAGAUUCAGUUAAAGCCAUAGGGGAGGAUAUUGAGAAACUGUUGAUAGAUGACCUUAUAGAAGAGCUUCUAACUGUGUAGGGUUCGUAGCAAAACUCAAUGCAUUGUACUGAUUGGUGAUGGUUACGAAGGCUGGUGAAUUAGAUGGAAUGUUAGUUCUAGAUGAAUGCUGCGGCAAUAAAUGUGCUAAAGAACAGAUGUUGCAUCAUAUGUUUGUUGAAAAUUUUGUUGAUAGCGAAUCAUUUAACUAGGCGUUCACCUAAUUUUGUGAUAUUCUCCCAGUCCCAAAAUUAGAGUAGUAUUAUUUUCUUGCGAGGGAACUUCAUGUCGUGCCCUUGUUUUUGUGGUGCAGAGCUUGACCCCUUUCCUUCUACAUGAAGAAUCCAGGAGCUAACAAAAAUUUCAGGGCUUUCUUUUUAGAACCAUGAUUUGUAAUUGUGGGAGCUAUCAGGUUUUAGAUAGAAUUCGAUGAGCAAGUAUAUUCUUCUUCUCUUAUCUGCUGCAUGCAGUAUUUAUGAUAUCAUUACUCUUUUCAGGAGGC
Molecule: messenger RNA, 3873 nt
Organism: Oldenlandia corymbosa var. corymbosa
Lineage: Eukaryota; Viridiplantae; Streptophyta; Magnoliopsida; Gentianales; Rubiaceae
Source: the annotation of a GenBank genome assembly